UAAUCUUCAAGAUCAGAGAGAUUUCAAAGAAACUGAAGAAAGAAAUCGAAAUCUGCAAAUUCAUCUUCUUCUUCUUCCUCCGAUUCAUCUUUCUCCGUUUCCGGCGAUAACCUUCAUCGAUUCUUCAGAUUUCUCAGUGUAUUUGAUUAUCGUGGAAUGGAGCUAAAGAAUGUGAAGGAUGCGUUUGAUCGUGUUGCCAAAAAGCAGAAGCUUUGCUAUAGCAAAACGCAAGAAGUUGUAGAUAGACUGUCUCAAGAAAUCAACAAGGCAUUGGAUACGAUACAGGAGGAUAAUCAUGAAUCUGUUGUUGCUGAUCUGAAGAAAACUUUUGAGGAGAUUGCUCCAAUCAAUCAACUAGAAGUGUCUCAGAAAGAAGUAAAUGGUGCUCUGACCAAAUAUCCGAAAGCUUUGGAUAAAACUCUGAAUCCAGAUAUAUCGACGGCUUAUAGAAACGUCGAGUUUGAUACUCGUACCGUUCACCAGAUAAUAGCUCAGUUUUUCUACAGGCAAGGCAUGUAUGACAUUGGUGAUAGUUUCAUUUCUGAGAUUGGUGAGUCUGAGCUUGUUGAAUCUUCUGUUACGAAAGCCUUCAUGGAAAUGAAUAUGAUACUUGAAGCCAUGGAGAAACGAGAUCUCGGACCAUCUCUUAAGUGGGUAGCUUCAAACUCUGACAAGCUAAAGCAAGCAAAGUCAGAUCUUGAGUUGAAACUUCACAGCCUUCACUUCCUGGAGAUAGCAAAAGACAAAAACUCCAAAGAAGCUAUCAACUACGCGAGAAAACACUUUGCUGCAUAUUCAAGUAGCUGUUUACCUGAGAUUCAGAAACUCAUGUGCUCUCUUUUAUGGAACAGAAACCUCAUAAAGUCCCCAUACUCAGAUUUCCUCUCACCUGUAUUAUGGACCAACGCUGCCAAGGAACUAACCCGACAAUACUGCAAACUACUUGGUGAAUCAUCAGAGAGCCCUUUAAGUGUAACAGUUGCAGCUGGUUCACAAGUUCUACCAACGUUUUUGAAAUACUUAACCGUGAUGCCAGAGAAAAGACAAGAGUGGCAAACAAUGAAGCAACUUCUUGUACCUGUGGAACUCUCUGAAGAGUAUCGCUUCUACUCGGUCUUUGUCUGUCCUGUCUCUAAAGAACACUCAAGUGAAGAGAAUCCACCGAUGAGAUUGGGUUGUGGUCAUGUCCUUUGCAAGCAGUCUAUCAACAGAAUGUCGAGGAAUGGAUCAAGGUCGUUCAAGUGUCCUUAUUGUCCAACAGAUAUUGAUGCUUCGCAGUGUAAGCAGUUGUAUUUUUAGAGUAGUUUUAAAACCCUCUCUUUUCACAACUUCUUAUGCUGCAUUUCUUAAAGAAGGUAGACAAAUGUUUGUGGUCAUUUUUUUUCUUCUUUCUUUUAUGAACUUGAAUUGAGUUCGUGUACAAAAACUAUAGUUUUAAACAAAACCUUUAUAUACCC
Messenger RNA from Arabidopsis arenosa, 1457 nucleotides. The record is from the annotation of a GenBank genome assembly. NCBI's taxonomy places the organism in Eukaryota, Viridiplantae, Streptophyta, Magnoliopsida, Brassicales, Brassicaceae.